Molecule: messenger RNA, 972 nt
Organism: Polychytrium aggregatum
Lineage: Eukaryota; Fungi; Chytridiomycota; Chytridiomycetes; Polychytriales
Product: Mo25-like protein
Exons: 9
Coding region: 1-972 (323 amino acids)
Biological process (GO): intracellular signal transduction
Molecular function (GO): protein serine/threonine kinase activator activity
Source: RefSeq, a predicted model, not a curated record
AUGUCGUUUUUGUUCCGAAACCGUACUCGAACGCCCAGUGAGCUUGUCCGCUCCACCAAGGAGGCCAUCGCCAAGAUGAAUGCUGGAGAUCGCGGCAAGUGGAACGAGGAAAUCUCAAGGGGCCUCCUCAACAUGAAGAUCGUGCUCUACGGCGAUGGAGAGAGCGAGCCGAUUGCCGAGCAGGUGACGCAGCUCGCACAGGAGCUCCACAACAACGACAUGCUCACAUUGCUGAUCCAAAACAUUGCAAAGUUCGAGUUCGAGGCCAAGAAGGACGUUGCCCAAAUCUUCAACAACCUCCUGCGUCGCCAGAUCAGCACCCGGCUGCCGACCGUUGAUCAUAUUGCUGCAAAGCCCGUUAUUCUGCGGACACUAGUCAGCGGAUACGAGAACCACGAGAUAGCGCUCAACUGCGGCAUCAUUCUGAGAGAGUGCUUGCGCCAUGAGACUCUGGCCGAGAAGGUCUUGCUCAGCGAACAGUUUUGGCUCUUUUUCACAUAUGUGGAGUUCCCGACCUUUGAUGUGUCGUCGGACGCAUUUGCAUCCUUCAAGGACCUUCUUACCAAGCACAAGACAUUGUUUUUUAGCAGCUACACGCUCCUGCUCAACUCAAACAACUACGUCACCAAACGCCAGUCCCUGAAGUUGCUCGGCGAGCUGCUACUAGAUCGAUCCAACUUCCAGAUCAUGACGCGGUACAUAUCCGAUGGCGACAAUCUCAAGCUUAUGAUGAACUUUCUGCGCGACCGCAGCCGCAACAUCCAAUUUGAGGCCUUCCAUGUGUUCAAGGUGUUUGUGGCAAACCCCAGGAAGCCCAAGGCCAUCCUCGACAUCCUUGAACGGAACAAAGACAAGCUGGUUACAUUCUUGAGCAACUUCCACAACGACCGCACAGGUAGGGCUGUCCGAGGAUCGGGCAAAGCGAUUGCGGCCAUGAGCAUGCAGCCGCAGAGCAGACGGCUGACAUCUUGA